Ostertagia ostertagi is the source of this 660-nucleotide messenger RNA. The record is from the annotation of a GenBank genome assembly. NCBI's taxonomy places the organism in Eukaryota, Metazoa, Nematoda, Chromadorea, Rhabditida, Trichostrongylidae.
AUGGAUAUAAAACAUCUGUAUGAAUUAGAGUCACUUGGAAUAAACACAGAUAGUGGCACUGAUGAAGCAUCCGUCAUCAAAUUCAUGGAGGAUUACAGAAAAACCAUAACUAUCGAGAAUGGGAACAUCACUGCAGGAUUUCCGUUCACCGACGAAGUUAAGAACCUGAAAGACAACUUCAGCGUUGCUUAUCGAAGACUUCAAAGUCUAAUGCGUACUCUUCACGGAGACGAGGAGAAACUCAAGCUAUACAACGACACGCUCACGACAUAUCUUGAAGAAGGAAUCAUAGAGGAAGCGGACAACUUUUCAAACAGCGUCGCUACCUUCUACCUCCCUCACAGACACGUAUGGACACCUUCAAAGUCAACCAAGCUUCGAGUAGUGUUUGAUGCAUCUUCACAUGCGAAAGAUGAGUGUAGCCUCAACGACGUCAUCUUUGAAGGCCAUUCACUAACACCACUAAUCCACGAGGUGGUGCUGCAGUUUCGCACGCAUCUUUACACCAUGGUGGCCGAUAUACAAAAAGCAUUUUUACAAAUACGACUGCCCAAGGAGCAUAGAGAUGUCACAAGAUUUAUCUGGGUGAAAGAUACAUCACUCCCACCAGCAGGGAACAAGAGGAGAUUGUUGCGCAGUCCGCAAUGUUUUCAUGUGUAG